Messenger RNA from Diaporthe amygdali, 1101 nucleotides. RefSeq names its product taurine dioxygenase family protein. The record is from RefSeq and is a predicted model, not a curated record. Gene Ontology annotation, cellular component: cytoplasm. Lineage: Eukaryota; Fungi; Ascomycota; Sordariomycetes; Diaporthales; Diaporthaceae. Gene Ontology annotation, molecular function: 2-oxoglutarate-dependent dioxygenase activity. The transcript has 4 exons. The coding region runs from base 1 to 1101 and encodes 366 amino acids.
AUGGCUCCUUCUGCGACUUCGGACAUUGCCGCCCACUCCGCUCCGGCAAACAAGAAAUCCUUUCCGGAGCCGUUGAAACUCAGCGGAGCUUUGGAUCAAUUCACGUUUGAGGACACAACGCCCGUUAUUGGUCGCGAGUUUGUGAAUGUCAACAUUGUCGACGACCUUCUGAAGGCUCCUAAUUCGGACGAGUUGCUUCGAGACGUAGCAAUCACCAUCUCUCAACGCGGCGUGAUCUUCUUCCGUGCUCAAGAUAACCUUACAGAUGACCUUCAGAAAGACUUCGUGCACAAGUUAGGCCAGCUUACCGGCAAGCCGUCGACAUCAACCCUGCACAUUCACCCAGUACUCAACAGCACGUCUGAAUUUGGAGUGGGCGAUAAUGCAAUCAGCCAUAUCUCCAGCCUUGCAAGGAAGAAGCUGUUCCGGCACAAAGAACAGCCCAACAAACGGCGUUAUGACGCCGCUCAGUGGCAUUCAGAUAUCCAGUUCGAACCGUACCCUGCGGAUUACACAUCGCUGCGUCUCACCCAGCUCCCCAAGACGGGAGGCGACACCCUCUGGGCGUCCGGCUAUGAGAUCUAUGAUCGCUUCUCCAAGAAAUACCAGGAAUUCUUCGAGGGGCUUACAGCCACUUUCAGUGGCGAUGGAUUCCUUCGUGCUGCUGCGGCAGACCCGGAGAACGUCAAGGUCUAUACUGAACCAAGAGGAUCGCCACACAAUAUUGGCGGCGAGUUAAGCGCUGUUCACCCAGUAGUGAGGACAAAUCCAGUUACUGGGUGGAAGAGCAUCUUUGCAUUAGGUCCCUUUCCCAAGAGGAUCAAUGAGCUUACCCAAGAAGAGUCGGACGAGCUGCUGCGUAAGUUCGAAAGAGUCCUUCUUGAUAAUCACGACCUUCAGGUUAGAUUCAAGUGGCGCAACCCCAACGAUAUUGCGAUUUGGGACAACCGCAGUGCCUUCCACUCGGCUACAAACGACUACGAGGGUCUUGGAGAAAGAUUUGGACACAGGGCUGUCGGUAUCGGCGAGGCACCCUACCUCGACCCUAGUAGUCGUUCGAGAACAGAGGAAUUGGAGGCUCUUGAAGCUGAACAAGCUUAA